This is a messenger RNA of Phaethon lepturus (White-tailed tropicbird), 547 nucleotides long. It is a transcript of the gene MRPL58, whose product is annotated as immature colon carcinoma transcript 1. The transcript has 5 exons. Gene Ontology annotation, biological process: mitochondrial translational termination. Gene Ontology annotation, cellular component: mitochondrial large ribosomal subunit. The record is from RefSeq and is a predicted model, not a curated record. Lineage: Eukaryota; Metazoa; Chordata; Aves; Phaethontiformes; Phaethontidae. Bases 159 to 425 code for a protein of 88 amino acids.
AGCCGGCCGCCCUCGACAUCCCCCUGGCUCGCCUGACCGUGUCCUACUGCCGGAGCAGCGGCCCUGGAGGGCAGCACGUUAAUAAAGUCAAUACCAAGGCAGAAGUUCGAUUCCACCUGGCAUCAGCAGACUGGAUCCCAGAAGCCACAAGACAAAAAAUGGCAUUGAUGCACAGGAAUAAGAUAAACCGAGCUGGUGAGCUGAUCGUGAACUCUGAAGAGAGUCGCUACCAAAUGAGGAAUCUGGCGAUUUGUUUAGAAAAAAUCAGAACCAUGGUCACAGAGGCUACUGAGAAGCCCAAGGUGGUGUCUAAGGAGACUACCCAGAAAUUCAUAGAGAGGGUGGAAAAGAUGAACCGUGAACGACUACGACAGAAAAAGAUACACUCAAAUAUAAAACAGAGCAGGAAGGCUGACUUUGACUGAGAACAACAGAGAUGGAAGUCCUUGGCCUAGCAUCUUUUUAAAGAAAUGAAAUUGGCAGCUGUAGAUAAUGCUAAACUCAUGAGCUGGAUUGAAUAAAACUGGUCUAAAAACAUAAAUAAAAA